AUGCCCGGCCCCGUAGAUCCCAGUACCCCGACAGAGAACUCGUCGCCGCGGCACUCCCCGCGCAUCGAGCUCCCGGAAGAAGACGCCAGCGCCUCCCCCCGUACAGACGGCCAGACCAGCCCAGGCCUCAGGAACAGCAAAGGAUGGGACGGCAAGCUCAGAGUCCAGCGCACCGCUGUCCUCGCCAACCCAGAGGUCCUCUCCGACCCUGAAUCCGACGACGAGAACGUCCUUCCGGGCGAAGAAUUACCAGCUGACGAAGGCAAACAUCUUCUUGACGGCGAAGACCCAGAAACAGACGAACUCAUCGUCUCCCACGCCCGCGUCUCCUCCAUCCCCGCCCUCCGCCUCGAACGCUUCCAAAAGGUAGUCCGCCUCUGCCUCCGCCAAAACUCGAUUCAGUCCAUCGACGGCCUCGCCGCCCUCGCGCCCACCCUCGAGGACCUCGACUUCUACGACAACCUCAUCUCCCACAUCCGCGGCCUCGACGACCUCGUCAACCUCACUUCACUCGACCUUAGCUUCAACAAGAUCAAGCACAUCAAGCGCGUAAACCACCUGGCCAAGCUCAAAGAGCUCUUCCUCGUCGCCAACAAGAUCUCCACAAUCGAAAACCUCGAAGGGCUCGAUGACCUCACCUCGCUCGAGCUCGGCUCCAACCGCAUCCGCGUCCUCCAGAACCUCGAUUCCCUGAAGAAACUUGAGGAGCUUUGGGUCGCCAAGAACAAAAUCACCGAGCUCACGGGGCUUGGCGGCCUCUCCAACCUUCGCCUCCUCAGCAUCCAGUCCAACCGCAUCCGCGACUUAGCGCCCUUGGCCGAGGUGCCAGGCCUCGAGGAGCUUUACAUCUCCCACAACGCCCUCACCUCCCUCGCCGGUAUCGAAAAGAACGAGAAGCUGCGCGUGCUCGACAUCUCCAACAACGCUGUCGCGAGCGUAAAGGGCCUCGCGCCCCUCAAGAACCUCGAGGAGCUCUGGGCCAGCUACAACCAGAUUGGCGACUUCAACGAGGUCGAGAAGGAGCUCAAGGACAAGGAACACCUGACGACAGUCUACUUUGAGGGCAACCCGCUACAGCUUAGAGGACCCGCGGUGUAUCGCAACAAAGUCCGUCUGGCGUUGCCCCAACUAUCCCAGAUCGACGCAAGUGAGUACAUUAGGAAAAACACCCAUUACUGCGGAAAAUUGUUUGCUGACAAAUCGUUCCAGCCUUUGUCAAGACAUCAUAAUUUUCAGGCACAGCGUUCUAGCAUGAGACUUACGAGGCUGGCGUGGCGUUACAAAGGCGUUUGAUUAGAAGAUCUGGGUGCGAGGGCAGACAUCAAUGGACAUAUAAGGGCCUUUCUUCACCACACGAGAUAUUUCUCGGCACACACGCACACUCAUACGCACCCAGCUAUGCAGUUUGGUGAGCAAGAGUGCAUAUUGCCUGGUGUGAUGCAUCGUUCAUGGGCGGGCGGCUUUUUCUGACUUUGGGCGUGUAAACGCUGCAUGUCGCGGGCGAGCGGGAUUUCAAUCUGGCUUGGUCAUGGCUUUCGUUGUAUUUAAGCGGCAGAUCAUAGUCUUGCCGGGAGAGAGAGGGUAUCUAGAUACAAUCGACGUACGUUGUACGUGGUUUGACACUUGUUGGACAGAUUUCCCACGUACACCGCCAGUUGCAGACUACCAAGAGGCCGCUCUCAUAGGGGUGGUAUGGGUAGUUAUGAAGUGCGAUAAAUCAGGUAUAUGGAUGGAUGGGAUAUGAGAUACGAUCCAUUUAGC
Colletotrichum acutatum is the source of this 1761-nucleotide messenger RNA. RefSeq names its product protein phosphatase 1 regulatory subunit SDS22. The transcript is spliced from 3 exons. Gene Ontology annotation, molecular function: protein binding. Lineage: Eukaryota; Fungi; Ascomycota; Sordariomycetes; Glomerellales; Glomerellaceae. The record is from RefSeq and is a predicted model, not a curated record. Bases 1 to 1293 code for a protein of 430 amino acids.